ACUGCAGCCCACGCAUCCCCGAACUGUGCUGAAUUACGGUGAAAUAGAAAAGACGUGGGAAGAGAUCGGCAGCUCAGGCACACGCGUGUCGUGAUGAGAUGACACGGCCAACUGGACACGCUGCGUGGUCACUGCAGGGACGUGAGGGGAAAAAUAACAGACAUGAAGGGAAUGGACUCGCGACCUAAAGACACCUUUUAAGAGGAAGACGAAGAGAAUGAGGCUCCUCACUGGCACGUCUGCCAGCAGCUGAAUCCACAAGUGUGAAGUGUUUUUAUUCCCUCCUGCCCGACGUGGCCCCACCCUGUCUGAAAGCUGCAGGUCCCAUUGUCCUCCAGCAUGACGGUUGCUACCGGCGACCCCACGGAUGAAGCGGCGGCACAUCCGGGACAGCCUCAUGAACAUUAUGAUCCAGAGCCAGAUCAUGAGUGCUGCGAGAGAGUCGUCAUCAACAUCUCAGGCUUGCGCUUUGAGACACAGCUCAAGACCCUCUCUCAGUUUCCGCAGACACUACUCGGCGAUCCCAAAAAAAGGAUGAGAUAUUUUGAUCCUCUGCGGAAUGAAUACUUUUUUGACCGAAAUCGUCCCAGUUUUGAUGCUAUUCUGUAUUAUUACCAAUCAGGAGGGAGGCUGCGUCGGCCUGUUAAUGUGACCCUGGACAUUUUUUCCGAGGAGAUACGCUUUUAUGAAUUAGGUGAGGAGGCUAUGGAGAUCUUCAGAGAGGACGAAGGUUUCAUAAAGGAAGAGGAACGACCCCUGCCAGAGAAUGAAUUUCAGAGACAAGUGUGGCUGCUGUUUGAGUAUCCAGAGAGCUCAGGUCCCGCUCGUAUCAUUGCCAUCAUUUCUGUCAUGGUGAUUCUCAUCUCUAUUGUCAGCUUCUGCCUGGAGACACUGCCAGUUUUCCGAAACGAUGAUGAGGAAAUGUACAAAUAUGCAUCCCAGUCUAUGUACAACAUCACCUCUACCUAUGACAGCUCUACAUAUUUUACAGAUCCCUUCUUCAUUGUGGAGACCCUCUGUAUCAUCUGGUUCUCAUUUGAGUUCCUAGUCAGGUUCUUUGCCUGCCCCAGUAAAGCAGGAUUUUUUGGCAACAUUAUGAAUAUCAUUGAUAUUGUGGCAAUCAUCCCUUACUUCAUCACACUGGGCACUGAGCUGGCAGAGAGGCCAGAGGAUAGCCAAGCAGGACAGCAAGCUAUGUCUUUAGCUAUUCUCCGUGUCAUCCGUCUAGUCAGAGUGUUCCGUAUAUUCAAACUCUCACGUCACUCCAAGGGGCUCCAGAUCUUGGGACAGACUCUGAAGGCCAGUAUGCGUGAGCUUGGACUCCUCAUCUUCUUCUUGUUUAUUGGUGUGAUCCUCUUCUCCAGUGCCGUCUACUUUGCCGAAGCAGACGAGCCAGAGUCCCAGUUCUCCAGCAUUCCCGAGGCCUUUUGGUGGGCUGUGGUCUCCAUGACCACUGUAGGCUAUGGAGACAUGGUCCCAGUAACUAUCGGUGGAAAGAUUGUGGGGUCUCUCUGCGCAAUCGCUGGUGUGCUGACUAUUGCCCUGCCUGUACCUGUAAUCGUGUCUAACUUCAACUACUUCUACCACAGAGAGACGGAGGGUGAGGAACAGGCACAGUAUCUGAAUGUCCCAAGCGUGCCUAAAGCCAGCUCAGCUGACGACCUGAAGAAGAGCGGCCGGAGUGGCAGUGGCUCCACACUCAGCAAAUCUGACUAUGUAGAGAUCCAAGAGGCGGUGAACCACAGCACCGAGGACUUCAGACCAGAGAGCAUGAAAACUGGAAACUGUACCCUGGCCAACACUAAUUACGGAGCCAUUGUAAAGAGUUCAGCGCUGGAGUGGUGAGAUUUCUUUUCCUGGUUCCUGUCAGUUCCCCAUGCCGCUGCAUUCUGAACCGACUGAAGAGUCCUCAGAGACAUUGUACAGCUUUAUUACUUGAUUACUGUCAUACAACUUCACGGAAAUGUACAACUGUGUGUCAACUGCAUAACACUGGAAAUUUAGAUUGUGCGUUUUUAAAUAAAAAUGACCUACAGGAAGCAUGUAUGAGGUUAAAAAGAAUCGGUCUGAGAAAUGACCCCUGUGGAACUCCAUGUUUAGCUUCCACACUGGGAACUCUCUGAUAUGUAAGAUUUAAACUGGUUUAAUGCAGUUCCAUUGAUCCCAAUAACACGCUCCAGCCCCUGUAAUAAACUUUUAUGGUCAACAAUGUCGAAUGCAGCACUCAGGUCUGUGAGUACCAGUAUGUGAUUUUGUUUAAGAGAUAAUAUUUAUGUUUUUCAUGUAUUCAGAUUCAGCCUUGAUAUUAAAACUAGACUGAGAGGUGUCAGUUUGAUGUAAUCACGGUGGCAGGAUGUCAAUAUCAUUAUCAACAGAUCUUCUCUCUUUCUAUUUUGGCUGGGAACCAUGCACUGUAUGUCACACAGUGGAAAAAGGCGAGGCGCAGAAACUCAGCAGUGACACACAGUAUAGUGAAAAUAAGUUUUCCCUCCUGCUUUCUCUGACAUUUUUGAUUGACGUGACGUAACGUCACAUGUGGCACUGGUGAAUGGCUCACAUGCUGUGAACAUUUACCACUGCAGUGUGAGCUGAUUUAUAACCUAAUACACUCACCAGUUAACGGCCUGUCCACAUGAACUUUCUUUAUAGCGCACCAUCUUCCACAGGGGAAAACCUGGGAAACAUAUUGUUGUGAACACAUCUCCACACACACAUUUUCAUGAAUGUGUGUGUGGAGGAGGGGAAGCCCUUCCUUUAUCACUGCCGCUUCAGUGGAAGCACCUCACCUGUUCUAUUUAUAGCAGUGGAUUUCCCUUUGGUUUACAGGGAGAGCCUCCUCCUCCUCCUCGUUUUAAAGAGUUUAACAGCCAGUGAAUUGUGUUUAUUUCAAAAUGUGUCUUAUUUAUACGCUCGGAAAACAAAGAAUCAUACGUUUGAAUGAUGCAGACUGUGCAUACAUCACAUGCAGCUGCUGGAAUUUUAAAAAGAUGAGGAGGUGGACGAGGAACACCACUGGGGAGCCUCAGUCUGUCAAUGGUUUUAACGAGCUGAAUUGAUCCAUGGGUUUGGCCUACAUUCAGUCGGCUGGCUGUAAGUAAAGAUGCAUGAUGGAGAACAAAGACAGCACUGCUAGCUCUUU
Messenger RNA from Solea senegalensis (Senegalese sole), 3139 nucleotides. Its product is annotated as potassium voltage-gated channel subfamily A member 2-like. Gene Ontology annotation, cellular component: juxtaparanode region of axon; membrane; axon terminus. The coding region runs from base 340 to 1845 and encodes 501 amino acids. Gene Ontology annotation, biological process: potassium ion transmembrane transport; protein homooligomerization. Gene Ontology annotation, molecular function: delayed rectifier potassium channel activity; protein binding. NCBI's taxonomy places the organism in Eukaryota, Metazoa, Chordata, Actinopteri, Pleuronectiformes, Soleidae. The transcript is spliced from 3 exons. The record is from RefSeq and is a predicted model, not a curated record.